CGCACGCCAACCAAACGUUGUCGACCCUCACCCGCAACUACAGUCCACAAUAGUAUACAAUUAUAAAUUGUUGUAAUACCAUGCUCAUGCGGACGAAUGUCAAUCCGUAAUCCGUACACCGCAGUGUCGUAGUCUAUUAACUGUUGUAACUUGCACUUAGAAGACGUCCUCGUUGGGUACUUACGGUGAAACGUUUUGGGUUUUGCGCGGUAGCGUCAUCCCCUGUCCACUGACGACGUUGCAUAUUGUCUGCGUUCUACGAUAGUACAACUGUCAUUGAUAAUUUAUCGUCGUUUUCGUGGUGUCGACGAGGACACACGAUCAAUGAUAUCUCAAUAACUGUAAUACCCGUUAGUAUUGUCUUUACUCUGCAACCGGAUCUCCGUGCCGUUCAGUCGUUCAGUGUGUUUGUUCGCGCGUCCGUGACAUUUACUAGUAUAUUUACUACGGCCGUCCUCGGCGUUUCUCGAUUCCUUUUGACCAGAAGAAUAAUAAACCAUGAAAUACAUUUUGGUCACCGGCGGUGUCAUGAGCGGCGUGGGCAAAGGCAUCAUCGCCUCGUCCAUCGGCACGCUUCUGAAAUCCUGCGGCGUCCACGUGACGUCCAUUAAGAUCGAUCCGUAUCUGAACAUUGACGCCGGGACAUUCUCACCAUACGAACACGGUGAAGUAUAUGUGUUGGAUGAUGGUGGCGAAGUUGAUUUGGAUUUGGGAAACUAUGAACGAUUUCUUGAUGUCACUUUGCAUAGCCAGAAUAACAUUACGACUGGCAAAAUAUAUCAAGAAGUCAUCAAUCGUGAGAGACGUGGCGAUUACUUGGGAAAAACUGUCCAAGUUAUACCCCAUAUCACUGAUGCUAUACAAGAAUGGGUUGAACGUGUAGCCAAACAACCAGUGAGCGAUGAUAAAGUAGAACCUGAUGUUUGUGUUGUUGAACUUGGUGGUACGAUUGGUGAUAUAGAAAGUAUGCCAUUUGUUGAAGCUUUUAGACAGUUUCAAUUUAAAGUAAAAAAAGAAAAUUUUGUGUGUGCGCAUGUUUCAUUUAUUCUUCAGCCUGGUGCAACUGGAGAUGAUAAAACAAAACCAACUCAAGCCAGUGUUCGUGAACUAAGAGGUUUAGGUUUAACACCUGAUCUUGUUAUUUGUAGAAGUACUAAACCAUGUUCUAAUGUUGAACAAGUUAAAAAAAAAAUAUCGACUUUCUGUGAUGUAGCUUCAAGACAAGUAUUGUUUAUGCAUGAUUUGGAUUCAAUAUAUAAAGUGCCUUUAUUUAUGGAAAAUCAAGGUGCUUUAGAAUUUUUACAAGAUCGUUUAAAUUUCCCUAUAAAUGCAGCUUAUAAUCGGAUUUUUAUGAAACAGUGGAAAAAACUAUCUGACAAAAUUGACAACUCUCAAAAAAUUAUAAAAAUAGCUUUAGUUGGUAAAUAUACACAACUUACUGAUGCAUAUGCAUCAGUUUCUAGAUCUAUGAUUCACGCUGCUGCUCAUAUCAACCAUAAAGUGGCUAUUACAUAUGUUGAAGCUGCAAAUCUUGAAAUAGAAACUAAAUCAACAAAUCCAGUUGAUUACCAUGAGGCAUGGCAAAAAUUAUGCCGUAGUGAUGGCGUAAUUGUACCUGGAGGUUUUGGUACUAGAGGUGUUGAGGGUAAAAUAGAAGCAUGUAAAUGGUGUCGAGAAAAUCGUAAACCAUUCUUGGGAAUUUGCCUUGGUUUGCAAGUUGCUGUUAUUGAAUUUGCCAGAAAUGUAUUACACUUGGAAAAUGCUGAUACUACUGAAAUAAAUUCUAAUGCCAAAGAUCCAUUAAUAAUCGAAAUGCCUGAACAUUGUCCUGAAAAUAAAGGUGGCACAAUGAGGCUCGGUAAAAGAACAACAGUCUUUAAAAAAGAAAAUUCAUCUAUUAUACAUAAACUCUAUGGUGGAUUUGAAACAAUUGAAGAAAGGCAUCGUCAUCGAUACGAAGUUAACAUUGAUUAUGUAGAACGUCUAGAAAAAGCUGGUUUAAAAUUUGUUGGAACAGAUACAGAAAAAGUUAGAAUGGAAAUAUGUGAACUUGAUGAUCAUCCAUAUUAUGUGGCCACACAAUUCCAUCCAGAAUAUUUAACCAGGCCUUUGAAACCAUCGCCCCCAUUUUUAGGUUUAAUGUUAGCUUCGAGUGGCAAACUUAAGUCAUAUCUGAGUAAUGAAUGUCGUUUUACUCCAGACGAAAGCUGUUCAGAGGAUGAAUGCAAUGAUAUGUCAUUCAAACUACAAGAUCUUGAAGUGUCACAUUCGAGUAACAAUAAUAAAUCUGUAUGAGAUUCAGAUUCUAAACUAUGAUUCAAAUUUAUUAUUUUUUCUACAUUUGUUUUUAUUAUUUACACUUGUAACCAUUCAUUAGUACAACCAUUAAAUUGUUUAUUAAUUUUUGCUUUAUUCUGAAUAUUGAAUUUUAUUAUUUUUGUAAUA
Myzus persicae (green peach aphid) is the source of this 2445-nucleotide messenger RNA. RefSeq names its product CTP synthase 2 (gene Ctps). Gene Ontology annotation, biological process: CTP biosynthetic process; pyrimidine nucleobase biosynthetic process. Gene Ontology annotation, cellular component: cytoophidium; cytoplasm. Bases 499 to 2295 code for a protein of 598 amino acids. Gene Ontology annotation, molecular function: identical protein binding; CTP synthase activity. The record is from RefSeq and is a predicted model, not a curated record. The transcript is spliced from 12 exons. NCBI's taxonomy places the organism in Eukaryota, Metazoa, Arthropoda, Insecta, Hemiptera, Aphididae.